AUGGCGCCCUCGGGUACCACGCGGGAGCCCUCUGAUAGGAACUUUCUGUGCGGUUUGAGAGGGAAAGGUCUCAGCGGCGCGGUUAUUUCGUCCCCCCUUCUAGAAUCGGACCAACUAGCCGGAAUGUUCCUUGGGGGGGUUCAGAGUUUCCAAAAGUAUCCGCGUCAGUCCGCAUCGGAGCAGCCGGAGACCAGUAGCGCCUUUGAGGCCAGCGAGAUUUUGGGGGGCAAUCGGCUCACUGUCCAGAGGCCGGACAUCUGUCUGCUGAGCACAGAUGGGGCGGUUAGCAAAGGAAGCAAAAGGGAAACCAUGCGCCAUGAGAUUUCUGCCCCAGGCUGCAGUCCUCACUUCCCUUUGAUAGCCACAGGUUUCUCCCAUCUGCCGAAUGGUCUGUACCCUUCAUACAUUCCCUUGAGCCACCUGGAGCCCCAUAACAGCGGGAGCCCUUUGCUGGCUCAGCUGGGUCAGCACAGCCUCUUCGAGUCUCCAAAAGAUGGAUUUUACCUCACCGGCCACGCGGGGCAGUCCACCUUGCACCCCCCGGGCCCUCCCUCCCGGACAGCCUCCAACCCCACGCCCAGCGCCCUGCUCCGCGAAAAAGACCUCGCCCCCCUGCACAGGAACUCGAAGGAAGCCUUGAAAGAUCCCGUCCGCAAGGAGAGGGCGUGCCGGAGCGACCUCUCCUUGCCUGCGACCAAGAGGGAGGGCAGGCUGAGGGAGGAGGCCCAGCCCCAUGGCGUGGUGGACCUCACGCUGGACACCAAGCCCGACUGCGACAGGAAAGGGAGCGGCCCUGAGAAGGCAGUCCGGGUCGGGGAGCGGCUGUCCCCUUUCCUGGCCGAGCAUGGGCCCAACCGGGGGACCCUGAGUGGAGAACCAAAGUCCAAGAACCCGCUGCAGACCUCCUCGCUCAACAACUGCAACGGGGGCGGCGGGGGGGACCUCCUGGGGAAAGCGCUGGGCUCCGAGCAAGACCGCUGCGCCAAGGACCCGAGCCGCCAUGACGAGAACAUGCGGCCUUCUCCCCACUCCUCGCACCUGGAGCGGCUGAAAAGGGGGGAGGCCCUGAUGGGCUCGGUCGCCGCGUUGCACGUCGCCUGCAGCUGCCCCUCCCCGCACCCCCCACAGCCGGGGAAGCUGACCCCUUCCUCGGCCUUCCCCCCCCAGCCCGUCCAUUCCAACAUGUACACCAUCUUUCCUCUGACCAAGGAGCCGGGGAGGGAACACAAAGUCAUCGCCCCCACCUUCGUGCCUUCGGUCGAGGCCUACGACGAGCGGAACGGCCCCAUCCAGAUCGCCUCGCAGGCCCGGGACAAUGGCAAGGCGAAAGAGAGGGACGCCAGUGGCAGCCGGGUGGGCGUCUUGCAGCCGUUGCCCGACAGGUGCCUGGGCGAUCCAUCCCGCAACGUUUUGCCCCAAGAUUUCCCUGGCCAUGGCGAUGCCAAACGGGCGGAAGUCCUAAGGGAGAAGAACUCUGUUAUCCGGGCCAACUCCAUGGUGCUAAGGAAGCAGCAGGGGAUUUCGGAAAAUCUCUCUGGCAGGCCGAGGCUGAGCUCCCCCGAAAGCAGGGAGUUCCUCCCCUCGAAAGACUUGCUAAAACCCGGCUCGGAGGCAGAACACCGCUCCUGCGAGCGGGACCGGUUCCAGAGAUCGGGUUGCAAAGAGGCUGCUAAGAUCUACGGCACUUUGGACUCCUCCUCCCCCUCGUCAUCCUCCUCUUCCUCCCGGCAGCAUCUUGAUCACGGCCCCCCGAAGCCCCCCGAGCAGAAAUGGAAGCCUUUCGAAAUGGGCAACUUUGCCACCACCCAGAUGGCUGUCCUGGCCGCCCAGCACAACCACGCCAGCCGGGUGGAGGAAGAGGCCAAAAAGGCGUACCUCGACCCCAGCGGCCCGCAGAGGCCCGCGGCGUCGGGGCCCCGGGGUGCCCCGGAAGGCCUCCACCCUACCUCUCGCGGCGAAGGCUCCGCCAUGCAGAGCCUCAUCCAGUACAGCGGCAGCUUCGCCAAGGAGACGCCAGCGCGGCAGGGUGGCGGGAAAAAGAGCCCCUUCGGGGGCCUGGGCAGCAUGAAGCCAGACCCCUCCCUGCAGGGCCUCUCCAAGAUCCAGCAGCUGCUGCCCCACCAAGCCGGGAAGCAGCUGAAGAAGGAGCCGGAGCGGCCGGAGAGUGCCAAGUCCUUCGGGCGCGAGAGCAUCGGGUCUCAGGGGGAAGUGGAGGUGCGGCACCUCCCCGUGGGCAUCGCUGUGGCCGUGGCCCGGCAGAAGGACAACAGCGGCAGCAAGCCGGGGCCGAACCUCCUGGAACGGGAUCGACCCCUCUCCCUGGGCAGCGUCAAAGGGCACGGGCGCUCGGACGAAGACUGCGGAGACGACCGGCCGCGCCAUCGGGACAGCCACCUCUUGGCCAGUCGUCUGGAACGGGACCAGGAGAAGCUGCUCAGAGAAAGCAAAGAGCUGGCCGACUAUGCUCGGAUACAUCCCACCGGCUGCGCUGCGAACGGCUUGAACGCCAACCUCAUGGUGACCGGAGGCCCUCCCCUAGCCGGCUCAGGGCGGUGGUCCGCUGAUCCGGCCUCCCACUUGGCAGCCCACCCGUGGUUACCGAGGACUGGCAGCCCCUCAAUGUGGCUCGCAGGCCAUCCCUACGGCCUAGGACACCCCUCCUUGCACCAAGCCAUGGCUCCAGGCUUCCCCCCGAGCAUGGGGGCAGCGCUGCCUUCCGCCUAUCAGUUUGCCCGGGAUCCUCAGUCCGGGCAGCUGGUUGUGAUCCCUAGUGAGCACCUGCCACACUUUGCGGAGCUGAUGGAUCGGGCACCACCACUCUGGCCCGCCAUGUACCCCUCGGCACGGAACUCCCUCCAGCACGCCCACCAGCUUCAGCUCUUGUCUCACCAGCAGCUGCUCCGCCAGCACGAACUGUAUAUCCUUCAGCAGCAGGCUGCUCAUGCCAUGGAACUGCACAGGAGCGCCCAGUUGGUGGAGAGGCUCAAGGCUACCGAGCAGCGAGUGGAGUUGGAAGAGAAGGUCUCCAAGCGGAGCCUGGACAGUGGCAAAGGGGGCUUCUCCUCCUCCGGCUCGGGCCUCCUGCCCCGGAAGCCUCCCGUCCUGCCCCACAGCACCUCUGCGUCAUACAGCAAGGCUGUGAGUCCCCCUCCCCUGUCUCCCAGGGCUUCGCCUGUGUCUGGUCUCAAAGCCGAGGUCAUCCAAAAGAUGGAAGAGCCGCCUACGCAGCCCGCCUUCUCCUAUCCUGCCACUCCCAUCUCCCAUCCUUCCAGUCCGCCCCCUGCUUCUCCGCCCCCUGCCCCUGCCAUCCCCGCCAAAGAGGAGGAAGAGCCCGAGAGCUUGGAGAAGAAAGAAAUGGAGCGGGAGAAAGAGGCCUCCAGCCCUUACCAGGCUUUGUUCCCAGAGAUUCCCUCAGGAUAUCCAUUCCAAUCCUUGCCCGCGUCCUUCAGAAGACACUACCCAUACCUCCUCCAGCCAACUGCAGCAUCGGAUGCGGACGGCUUGGCCCCCGACGUCCCGCUGCCCACCGGGCAUUCCGAGCACAGGGCCCUUUCCCCCGAGGUCAAGCCCCUCCACCUCUCCCCAUCCAAAAUCGUCCAACCCAUCCAGGCUGUGGUGGAAGAGGAGACUUUGGAAGAACGGGUGAAGACGGAGGUCGAGAUGGAUGAGAUCCAGGAGGGCGGCCUCUGCGACCGGGACGUGGACUCCCUAAACGUGGCGACGUCCAUCACGCUUCCUGUUCAGGAUGUGAACGCUUGCGGCCUUAUCUUGCACCACGGCAAAGCCUUGAGCGGUGCAGAAGAUGAAGAAGAACCUCUUCAGGGCUGCCAGCCCACGUAUCAAGUGAUGGCAUGCUCUGCAGAACUGGGAACCCAAGAAGAUGCUGUUAGUGGCGCAGAACCUUGUCCGGUCCACCUGAGCUACGGCGGGGGGUUGUUACCCAGGGACAGUGAACCACCUGGGAUGGGCCUCACACCUCCAGCAGAAGAAGCGUCUCUAGCUAUGGAACUGCCUCACAUCCACUCCCCCCAGGGAAGGGAAUUUCCCAGCAUGCCUCAGGAAGAGGGGGAACCAUCCUCAGAAACACCCAGCUACGGGGACGAGGCCAUGUCCUGCCCAGUGCCUCCCGUGGACAUCCAACUGGACGACCCGCUGGCCGGCAUGAACGCCUUAGCGGCUGCUGCUGAACUGCCCGAGGCGUGUUUGUUGCAGGUGGGUGACGGCGUGGCCCAGGAGGCGGUGGUGAACCUGGAGGUGUCCUCGAGCCUGUCCCCAGAGCAUACUUUUCUGCAAGGGAUCACGCUGCUGAGCGAAAUUGCCGAAAUGGAGCUGGAGAAGAGAAGGCAAGAGGGCGAAGGCUUAGAGAGCUUCCCAGUCCAGCCGACCUUGGAGAGCCUCUUGGCUGCCAGCACUCAGAUGCUGAUGGAGGUCCUCUCGACCCCCUUCAUGGAUAGCCUGAAAAACAUCCGUCUGCCUCGAGAGCUGAACCCCAACAAAAAGUACAGCUGGAUGCAGAAGAAAGACGAGCCCAUGUACUCCAUUAAGUCGGCUAUCGAGAACAUGGACACCAUGGAGCUGGACUACAGGAUGAAGCUGGCCGAACUGCAGAGGCGGUACAAGGAAAAGCAGCGGGAACUGGUGAAGCUGCAGCGUCGGAGAGACUCGGAGGAAAAGCAUGACGAGAAAAGUAGAAGCUUGGGAAGACGGGGCCCGGGAAGGCCCAGGAAGAGGAAGCACGGAUCCAUUGCUCUGUCGCCCCCUAUGGAGAGAGGGAAGAGUGACGACAGGAGUGGAAAGCUCAGCAAGUCCUUGCUGCUCUCUGAAGACUCGGAGGUGGGAGAGGGGACUCGGAAAAGGCACAGGGGCUUCCUCCUGGAUGAAGAAGAGGACGUGGCGAUCAGGAACGGGAAGGUGAAAGGGAGGAACCGCAGUUGGGACGAGCACGACGUCCUGGCGAGCUUUUCCAGUGAGCUAAAGAUUAAGAAGAAGAAGCUGGCCUGCGACCCAGAGCACCUGGUGAGCAAGCUGGACAAAGCCCUCUCGCUCUCCAGGCACGGCAAGUUGAAAUCCCCUUUUAAGUGCGCCGGCAGCUCCGGAGGGAAGCAGAAGAACGGUGGGUGCGGGGGCAGCCGGUACCUGCUGCCCCGCGUGGACAAGAAGAGCUCGUCCAACACCCUGAGCUUCUCCCUGAAAGCCUCCAAGGAAGGUAAAAACAAAAUGGCUGCCAAAAUGAAGAAGAUGGAGGUGGGGCUAAAACUCAAGGGUCACCUGAAGGUUACCACUUCACCAGCAAUAUCUGAAUUUAGCAGCUAUUCCUACAAUACGGACUCAGAGGAAGAUGACGAAUCCCUGAAGGACGAGUGGUCUUUCCGGUCCUUGUCCAGCUCCAGAACGAGACCCCCCAGCCUGUAUGGGGCAGUGGGCCAAAAGACCAGCAGGAUUUCCGGAGGCUUCAAGGCCUCCAAGAAGGGCCUACCUGCUUCUAGGACUCUCAAAUCUAAACUGGCCCCAAGCCGGAAGCAGCGGUUUUGUAUGGUGCCCCGAGAGGCCGAAGCUGGAUCUUCCUUCAGCGAUUCUUCGGAGGACUCGUUCGAUCAAGAUUCUACCUCAGAAGAGGAGGAGGAGGAAGAAGAAGAAGAAGAAGAAGCGGAAGAUUAUAGACUGGGUGGGAGUGAAAGGCUUUCGCCCCUGGCUUUGGAUGAGAGUGGUCUGGGGCUACUCGCGAGGUUUGCCGCCAGCGCUAUGCCAAGUCCCAUCAUCCCGCCUUCUCUCUCCAUCGUUCAGCUGGAAGCGAAGCAGAAGGCGAAGAAGAAGGAAGAACGGCAAAGUCUGAUGGGGACCGAGUUUGAGUACACGGAUUCGGAGAGCGAGGUGAAGAUCAGGAAGAAGUCUCCCUCUCAGCUGCUUCGUGGGAAGAAGGGGAUGCUGGAGUCAGGCAGCGCCACACCGGUACCGUCGGCAAGCCCCAUGGACACUGCCUCCGGGGCAAGUUUGGACAAGGCCAAAAUGGCAUCCGAGAAGAGCCGGAAGCUGAAGAAGCUCAAGUCGCCCAAGGACCUGAGCUUCGAGUUUGGGCUGGAGAUGAGCGACGACGACCUCUGGAACCGGCGGCGGAGCGAGCGGAUCUUCCUUCACGACGCCUCCACAUCGUCAGCCGCUCUGUCCCCCACCACGCCGAGCAGCUCAGCCCCCGGCUCGAAAGCCAGCCGCUGUGUGAAGGGUACUCCCUUGAGUCCCAAGAAAGAUGGCGGCAAAGGCAAGGAGAGGAAAGAUCUUGUCAAGAAGAAGAAAAACAAAGAGAGCCCUUUCUGCUCUUCCUCCUCCUCCUCCUCCUCCUCCCACUCUCCUCCGGGCAUUGCUAGCUCCCCGCCUGACAUCCGUGCCAGCCUGGCGAACUCCCUAGGCUCCAGCAAGAAGAGCAAGGCCAAGAUGAAGGCCAAAGAGGUGAAGAAGGAGAACCGAGGGAAGGGCGGGGCUGUUAGCAAGCUCAUGGAAUGCAUGGCCGCGGAGGAGGAUUUUGAGCCCAAUCAGGACAGCAGCUUCUCGGAGGAUGAAAACAUGCCGCUGAGCAUGCUCCUGGAAAGGCCGCCUACGCCAGCGCCCCGUUCUUGUAUAAUCGACAAGGAGGAACUGAAAGACGGUUUGCGGGUUCUCAUCCCCAUGGACGACAAGCUGCUCUACGCAGGACAUGUGAAGACGGUUCACUCGCCUGACAUAUACCGGGUGGUGGUGGAAGGAGAGCGCGGGAACCGUCCCCACAUCUACUGUUUGGAGCAGCUGCUGCAAGAGGCGAUCAUCGACGUGAAGCCCCCUUCAGUGCGGUUCCUGCCCGAGGGCACAAGAAUUGCCGCCUAUUGGAGUCAACAGUACCGCUGCCUUUACCCUGGGACAGUUGUCCGAGGGGCCCACGAUCAAGAGGAGGACGGGGAUCUGAUAACUGUGGAGUUUGACGAUGGAGACACCGGGCGGAUCCCCUUGUCUCACAUCCGCCUGCUACCGCCCGACUACAAGAUCCAGUGUGCGGAGCCGUCCCCCGCCCUCCUGGUGCCCAGCAUGAAGCGCCGCAGCCGCAAGUCCAGCAAGGAUGCAGGAGAAGGAAAAGAGGGGAGCGGGAUGGGAUCCGAGGAGCCGGUGGCCAAGGGCAAAGUCCGCGGGAGGAAGCCGAGCGUCAAACAGAAAGCUGAAGAAACCACCCUGACGGAGGAGACAGACACAGGGGAAACGCCGCCAGCCCCUUCCCUGGUGCCUGAAAAGCCCGUUUGCCUUAGCAAGCAGUCUGCGAAAAGCUCCAAGAAAGCACAACCCAGCCCAGCCCGGUCGUCUUCCAUUUCCGCAGACGAAAAACAGCAUGGUAAAGGCCACAAGGCGAAGCUCUCUGCCAAGCCGCCCGGUUCCACUAACCCCCCGUUCCAGUCUCCGGUGUUCAGUAGCAUUCGCGGGAGCGAGCCCUAUGCCGAGUUACCGGGUGUUCUGGGAGCUUUUGGCUCUUCAGACAACUCUUCCGGGAAAGUCAAGUCGAAGAAAGGGAAGUCUACCGAGGAAUCACAGGAGUUUGGGUCCACAGCCAAGGCUCAGCGGAAGAUUCCGGACAGCGAGAUCCUCAUCAAGCUGGACCACGAGGGGGUGAUGUCUCCAAAAACGAAGAAGACCAAGGAAGCCAUGAGGAUGCUGGGCGACUCAAACCUGGCCGGCAGAAGAGAGGCCAAGAACGUCUUAGGGCUGAGCUAUGCCUCUGUCGCCAGCUCGGACGCAAAGCAGAAACCUCCCAAAAGCAAAGGGGCUGGCCGAGAGCCGUCCGCUCCGAAUUUCGGUGGCAAGUUUAGUGGCGAGAAGCGGGCUUCUUCGAAGGAUCGCCAGGACCAAACUCAAGCGGCACCAGCCGGCGACGAGUCUGAGAGCAACAGCAGCAGUUCGGAGUCCGAAGGAGAGGAGGAGGCGGAGAAGAACGGGGGUGCCGCUCAGGACAGCAGCUCGGCCAGCUCGAGGGUGUCAACCCCCAUGUCCUCGUCCAACUCCUCCUCCUCUUCCUCUAGCAGCAGCUCUUCUUCCUCUUCCUCCUCUUCCUCCUCCUCCAGCUCCAGCUCGUCCUCCUCGUCCUCUUCCACCUCCUCUUCCUCCAGCUCGUCCUCCUCCUCGUCCACCACCGAUGAGGACUCUUCUUGCAGCUCCGAUGACGAGGCGGCUGAAUCCCAGCCUGGCACGUCUUCCAUCCAGCAGACUCUCCCGCCGAAGCCAGCCAAGCAAGGAGGGAAGUCUCGGGCCGCUUCCCACCCGCCAGGCCCCAAACAGCAGCAAGGGGCGACGCAGAAGCAGCAGCAGCAGAACAGUAACAAGAACCGGCCCAAGAAGCGGGAGGGGAUCCACCUGCCCACCACCAAGGAGCUGGCCAAGCGGCAGAGGCUCCCUUCAGUGGAGAACAGGCCCAAGAUCGCCGCCUUCCUGCCUGCCCGGCAGCUUUGGAAGUGGUUUGGGAAGCCGACCCAGAGGCGGGGGAUGAAGGGGAAGGCCCGCAAACUCUUCUACAAAGCCAUCGUCCGCGGGAAGGAGAUCAUCCGCAUUGGAGACUGCGCCGUCUUCUUAUCCGCUGGGCGACCCAACCUGCCCUACAUCGGCCGGAUCCAGAGCAUGUGGGAAUCGUGGGGGAACAACAUGGUCGUCAGGGUCAAAUGGUUUUACCACCCAGAGGAAACCAACCCUGGGAAGAAGCUCAACGAAGGCAAGCGCUGGGAUCAGAAAUCCGGCAGAAGCCUCUCGACCGCUCUGCAGGCUUCCAGCCAGAGGAAGGACUUCAUGGAGCGAGCGCUGUAUCAGUCCUCCCACGUGGACGAGAACGACGUCCAGACCGUCUCGCACAAGUGUCUGGUGGUCGACCUGGAACAGUACGAACAGAUGCUGAAGACGAAGAAGUAUCAAGAUAGCGAAGACCUCUACUACCUAGCGGGGACAUACGAGCCUACCACGGGCAUGAUAUUCAACACUGACGGGGUCCCUGUCAUCUGCUAACUGCCCCAGGACAAGAG
Euleptes europaea (tarantolino) is the source of this 9020-nucleotide messenger RNA. It is a transcript of the gene TNRC18, whose product is annotated as trinucleotide repeat containing 18. Lineage: Eukaryota; Metazoa; Chordata; Lepidosauria; Squamata; Sphaerodactylidae. The record is from RefSeq and is a predicted model, not a curated record. The transcript has 31 exons. The coding region runs from base 1 to 9003 and encodes 3000 amino acids. Gene Ontology annotation, molecular function: chromatin binding.